AUGUCAGCGGCAGGUGUCAAUGGAGAAAUUGGGAAAGCAGCUAUUGAAAAUUGGCUAUCAGAUCAUCGUCUUCCGUUUCGCCCCUUUCUAAGAGGCAAUCUUGAAAAGGCCAUUAGAUACCACGAAAAUUCAAAGAUGGGUUCCUCAAACUCAUCUCUGAAGAAUGUUACGCCGCUCCAAGAACAAAAACCUGAGAUCUUGGCAUCUCACGAGGAAGACGAAGAGAAUGAAGAUCCAAGACCUGCAAAAAGAAGGAAGACCACGACUACCAAUUCUACCUCAGUACUCGCUCACAAUUUCUCGAGUCGAUCUUUGUCUUCAACGUCAACUUUGGCUUCAGCAACAGCGUCGUCUUCACUUAGUCAUUCCACAAGUGAAGAAUCUCGAAAACCAACAAGUUUUCCUAGCAGAUCUCAGGUGAAUAAGAUCAAACCCACGGAAUUUUACGGUCGUCAACCAUCAAUUUCCGAAGGAUCCAGAUCAAACCCUUCAACUGAGAGAUCAAAGCCUGAUCGAGUUCGAAUUGACUCUGUACUGAAAUUAACAGAACCCCCUAUGGACUUUCAAAAAUUACUACGAAUUCGGGUUGCCAGCAUAAUCCACGGCCCAAGUCAUGGAGAAGCUGAAGAUGAAGGUAGUCAUACCGGUAGUCAAUACUCAAAUAUCAAAUGUACUCUAGCUUUGCUCCGUGUUUCAGAGGAUGAAUCUUUGAUAGAUAUCUAUCGGCAACCUCAGACAGGAAGGAUCCGAAGGACAUCUGAGGGCCGCAAAAACGAUACUUGUCCAGUAUACUUGCCACCCUUUCACAUACCGUCGGCUGUCCUUUUUCAGGAUCCAAAUCUUGAGGAUUCGUCAGAUCAAAUGCAAAGUCCGAACGAACUUGGGAUAUAUAGAGUUCAGUUAUUGAUCGAGCCAUACCAAGCUAAUCGAAAAGACUGGUUGCCUUUGACGAUUUCCAGUCUUCCGCACAACAGUCACAUCGCGAGAAAGAUAUCCAAAGGAGAAGCAAGACUUACUGACGUGCGCCAAAUCAUAUGCGAGUUUUUGCUCUUUGACUGGAAUAGCAAGCAAAGGACAGAUCAAAUUGAGCUAAUCUACGACGGGGUAAGAAUUGAAACUUCGGCAUCUUUGAAAUUGGAUAUACAAUGGUCACUACCUAGUCAACUGAGUAAGAAGGAAGAAAUUAUCGCACCGAAAUUACAAACCCCGGUUCCCGAGACAGCUUCCGAAUUAGUUCUACCCCAUCUUCUAUCCCCACAGAAGUUAGAGACAAUAGAGCCUGGAAGCCCUCCUCGUGCUCAGAGACGUGGUCGUGCAAACAUCCCGACGUACAAUCUCAAAGCGUUGAGUGCAAAAGCUCAAGGCAAGAAACUGAAAGCUCAAUGGAGCAAUGAAAGUUCAGGGACUUCUGCGGCUGCGGCUGAUACCGGCGAAAACGCAACCUAUACAUUUAGCAAAGCGAAUGCAGAAUUGUAUGGUAUCAAACAAAUACAUGUGGUCGCUGGAUUCUUGUGCCCUAUAUGCAGUUUAGACGCCAAAUGCAUGCAAAAUCUUCGUCUUCAUUUCAUGACCACACAUGAUCGAUUUACAUUUCAUGUUCGAUUCAAAUCGUCCUUUGUCGUCGAAUUCAACAAGGGUUCUCGACAUUCGAAGGGAACUCAUUCGUCGCAGAUCAUCCAGCUUCGGAGAGCCACUACUUUAUUGGAUUUGGAGAAAUACCUUUCUGGCGACUGUUCUUGGGCGGAAGUUAGGGAAGGACCUCAGAAUAAUCAAUGGCCAGAUAGCCUUGCUCAUUUGGGGAUUGAAGCCUCACCAUCUCCAUCACCUCAAAGUUCACGCCAGAGCUCACUAGAUAUAUUGGACAUUGACACUGAAACAAAGGAGGGUGGGGGUUUGGUUCCAGAACCUGCCUAUAUUCGGCACCUGGCUAGCCUACCCAUCAGAAACAAGAAAAAGUACUACGUUCCUGAUAUCAAAAACGGUCCAUAUCCUAGGUCUGUUUAUACUCCCGAUGUUGUAGAUCGGGUAUUUUAUGACCUACGCACGAAGCGAGUUUUGGAGCCUGCAGAGGAACUACCCGAUAGCGACGAUGAGAAGGAUGAAGCAUGGUUUUUGCAUAAGCGUAAAUGGAUUAUCAACGACUACAUAGAUCUCACCGAUGAUGAGAAGGAAUAUCUCAUCAAAUGGGAAGAAUUCAUCAUGGCCGAACGACUAACUAAUACAAGGCACCUUUCGGAGACGAUCAAGAGAUUUGUGGCAAGAAAUCGUGUCUGGUUCGCCGAGAAGAAGGCCCGUAAGCAGGAGUGGCAUAAGCAGGUAGAAUUGUUGGUUAUGAGAGAUAAGCUUGAAGACCAGCCGCUUAUGUCUCAUUGCGACAAACUCUUCGAACAAGGGAAGAAGGAAUUAGAUGCAAGAAAUUCAGAGCCAAAGGCUGAGUCGAAGUCGGAGUUGAAACCAGAAGGGCAACCAGAACCAGCAAAGGAGAUGAGAGGAUGCACGGUUUGUGUAUGCGGUGAUCCUGUUCAAGAUCCUGAUCAGGUUAUUUGCAGUGGAGAGCGAUGUCCCGAUUCUCACUAUCAUAAAGAGUGUGCCAAAAAGUCUAAUCGCUCAAUCGUACCCAAAGGCACUUGGUUAUGUGAUAGGUGUAAUAUAAGAGCAUCUCUUUUACAAAAAUCGGCUCUCACUGGUGUUGCAAUGGAGAAUAAUUAUCAAGACAGGGUGCCGAUACAGAGGUGA
This is a messenger RNA of Sclerotinia borealis F-4128, 2736 nucleotides long. The record is from the annotation of a GenBank genome assembly. NCBI's taxonomy places the organism in Eukaryota, Fungi, Ascomycota, Leotiomycetes, Helotiales, Sclerotiniaceae.